Molecule: messenger RNA, 1279 nt
Organism: Cynoglossus semilaevis (tongue sole)
Lineage: Eukaryota; Metazoa; Chordata; Actinopteri; Pleuronectiformes; Cynoglossidae
Gene: copz1
Product: COPI coat complex subunit zeta 1
Exons: 9
Coding region: 141-674 (177 amino acids)
Biological process (GO): retrograde vesicle-mediated transport, Golgi to endoplasmic reticulum; intracellular protein transport; intra-Golgi vesicle-mediated transport
Cellular component (GO): COPI vesicle coat
Source: RefSeq, a predicted model, not a curated record
UACGCAACCCGAUUUCCGCUUCCCAACUAAAUACCGAUGACGAAAUUACCAAAAUCAGCCAAUCGAAAAGAGCCUCAUUUGCCGUACGUGUUACGUAGGCUACGGGUAGCCUUACUGCUAAAACUGCUAUCAGUAACAAGAUGGAUUCUCCCAUAUUGGAACCAUCCUUAUACACCGUCAAAGCAGUUCUGAUCCUGGACAACGAUGGAGACAGGCUUUAUGCCAAGUAUUAUGAUGACACAUACCCGACCGUGAAGGAGCAAAAGGCAUUUGAGAAGAACAUAUUCACUAAAACACACCGGACUGACAGUGAGAUUGCUUUACUUGAAGGCCUCACUGUUGUCUACAAGAGCAACAUAGACCUUUUUUUCUAUGUCAUUGGAAGCUCUCAUGAAAAUGAGCUUAUGCUCAUGGCUGUUCUGAACUGCCUUUUUGAUUCCCUCAGUCAGAUGCUACGGAAAAAUGUGGAGAGGAGGGCUUUGUUGGAGAACAUGGAGGGGCUCUUCUUGGCUGUGGAUGAGAUUGUAGAUGGGGGAGUAAUUCUGGAAAGUGACCCUCAACAAGUUGUGCAUCGGGUGGCUCUUAGAGGUGAUGAUGUGCCAUUGACAGAGCAGACAGUCACACAGGUUCUGCAGUCGGCCAAAGAACAGAUCAAGUGGUCACUUCUACGAUAGAGUCACUCGCCACCAGUGAACCCCUCUUCAGCCCACUCUUAAUGGCACUGAUUUUUUUUCCCCACCUCCUUUUUCCACUUUCCCAAUCUUAAAGCUGUGUGGAGUACCACUGGAACCUCCGGUCAUUCUCCCAGGACUUGUUUGAUGAAUUAAUUUUACAAUUUCUUGCUUCUGUUUCUACUUCUAUGUCUCUGUGAUCUACUUGAUUAACCAUCUGGUGUUCAUUCCAAUAUCCAGGCGCGGGCCUGUUGUGUUACACUCCUUUGGUAACCACAUGACCUGUCUGUUAAAUACCACAAUAGUUAGCUUGGCAAAACUGAAAACACGUUAACAUUCCUUGUAACUUUGUGAAGAAUUAUCUCCCAGUUGAUAACGACACCAUGCCUCCAUCUUUGGUUUGCUGUAUCCAGUAAUGUGUCUCUGUCUCUGUACUGUUCGUGUAUAUUGUGCUUCAGAAGUGUACAAUCAGUACUGUAGUCACACCACUGAUCACAUGUUCUUUAUGCCUUUUCUAUUUGGUCUGUGGAUCCUUUAAUCAUCAGAAACUGUUAAUAAAUGUUUUCUGACACGGUCAUGUGACCAGCUGUGAUGUGUCGGGCAGAGAA